Molecule: messenger RNA, 759 nt
Organism: Acanthosepion pharaonis
Lineage: Eukaryota; Metazoa; Mollusca; Cephalopoda; Sepiida; Sepiidae
Source: the annotation of a GenBank genome assembly
AUGUCGCAAGUAAAAAAAACGACCAUUGCCUACAUAAUGGCAGACAUAAACGCUAGCCCUAUCUGCCUAUGUACUCAGAAAUACUUUUCUUUCUUUCUUUCUUUCUUUUUUAACUGUUUCUUUCUUUUUUCUUUCUUUAAUCUUAACUGUUUCUUUCUUUCUUUCUUUCUUUCUUUCUUUCUUUUCUUUUCUUUUUUCUUUAAUGUUUCUUUUCUUUUUUUUCUUUUUAUCUUAUUUCUUUCUUUUCUUUCUUUCUUUCUUUCUUUUUCUUUCUUUCUUUCUUUCUUUUUUAACUGUUUUUUUCUUUUUUCUUUCUUUAAUCUUAACUGUUUCUUUCUUUCUUUCUUUUUCUUUCUUUCUUUCUUUCUUUCUUUCUUUCUUUCCUUUUUAACUGUUUCUUUCUUUUUUCUUUCUUUAAUCUUAACUGUUUCUUUCUUUCUUUCUUUCUUUCUUUCUUUCUUUCUUUCUUAUUUUUUUCUUUUUUUCUUUUUUCUUUUUCUUAACUUUUUCUGUCUUUCUUCCUGUCUUUCUUUCUUUCUUUCUUUCUUUCUUAAUAUGCCCUUUUCUUUCUUUCAUAAUAUACCUAUUUCUUCCAAGAUAUACCUUUUUCUUUCUUUCUUUCUUUCUUUCUUUCUUUCUUUCUUUCUUUCUUUCUUUCUUUCUUUCUUAAUAUGCCCUUUCUUUCUUUCUUUCUUUCUUAAUAUGCCCUUUCUUUCUUUCUUUUUUCUUUCUUUCUACCUUUCUUUCUUUCUUUCUUAA